Molecule: messenger RNA, 9448 nt
Organism: Oncorhynchus gorbuscha (pink salmon)
Lineage: Eukaryota; Metazoa; Chordata; Actinopteri; Salmoniformes; Salmonidae
Product: protein Wiz-like
Exons: 18
Coding region: 281-6475 (2064 amino acids)
Biological process (GO): regulation of transcription by RNA polymerase II
Cellular component (GO): nucleus
Molecular function (GO): DNA-binding transcription factor activity, RNA polymerase II-specific; RNA polymerase II cis-regulatory region sequence-specific DNA binding
Source: RefSeq, a predicted model, not a curated record
CACUCACGUAGCCUUGGCGUGCCUGCAGGCAAAUAACAUGGAGUCGAGCGGGUUCAUGGAAAAAAAUGUAGCACCGAUGUGACAAAAUUAUAGCAACACACUCUACAUGCAUUCAUGGACUGAGGAUAUCCGUAGCUUUGUUCCAUAUGAAGCAUGGAGAACGGUGCGUAAACAACUCCUUUCUUCAGAUCUCAAGCCAGGCCGUUUUCCUGGAAGAGAACACCACACAAUGUAGACUGUAGUGGUCAGUAGUGGGACGCCAUACUGUGCUCUGGGGACCAUGGAGCUAGAGGGGGACUCUCUUUCUCCCAGGGAUUCCUUCACCUCAGUGAGCAGCUAUGGGCCACCACCCUCAUUCUCAGCACAGGACACCGCAACACACAACCUCCUAAAUCACACCUUACAGGUUUCAGACGAGCUCACCUUCAGUGGGAGCCCAUGGUCCAGUGGUGACAAUGGGGACUUUGAGAGGACCGGAGGCCCCUUAUCCCAGGUGGAAUCAGGGAGGAGUGCACAGAGGAGCAUCAGGCCCUCAGCCUUUCCCUCCUCCCUGACCUGGGACUCUGACUCUGAGAAAGAGACACUAGACGAGGAGGAGCUACAGCACUUUUCUAACCCUCAUGGUCUGGCCGCUCACAGCCCAGGAUCCCCCUCCUCUGGACUCAGACCUGACAGUGAGGAUCACCAAGCACCUGAACAAUUGCAGCACGUACCCACUGAGACAAACCUACUCAGCCAUGUGGAGGAUCGGGACCAAGACAAGCCUAACACACACAGAGAGAAGCCAAAAAAGGGCCAACAUAGUUCAAAAGAAUUGGCAGAUGACAGAGUCUGGGAUAUAUCGGAGAAAGCUGAACUGUUUCAGUCCAAAGUGACAUCAAAGGAGGGGCGCAAAAUUGAAGAGGAAAGAGAGGAAGAGGACCUGACAGGGAAGGACAAGGAACCUGAGCGGGAUGUGUACACCUUUCCUGGAGACUCAGACACAGAGAGCCCCCCACCAGCACCCUGGGCACACUGCACCUUCAUCCAGCGUCGGAAGAAGAAAAGGGCCCUGCUCAGGCCCUUCUCUGGCCAGGGCUCCUGGGAACGCACAUCAACAGGAGCUGGUAAGAAGGCAAGGGGUGCUUCCUCAAGAGCAAAGAGCUUGGUGCCAGUGAAGGUGAGUGGAGGGGCCUAUGACUGUAAGGAGGACUUGGAAAAGGCAACAGAGGAUCUGGAGAAGGUAGAAGAGGAAACGGGUGGUGAAGAAGGAGGAGAGGGAGAGCUUAGUGAAGAGAUUUUCACAUGUGUGGAAUGUAGCAUUUACUUCAAGAAGCAGGUCUACCUGCAGGAUCACAUGCAAGAGCACAGUCAGAGCAGGCCGGGGGCUGGCAGGAGGGAGCGCGGAGUGAAGGGCGCACGAUUUCGGUGCGCGGAGUGUGGAUGGAACCUGUCAAACAGGCUGGCUCUGGCGGACCACAACAGACGACACCAGGAGUCUCGUCAGAAGAUCCUGGAGGAGAUUGGGAAGCUGAAUGACAGUGGGAAAGGAGAGACUACGCAGGGUGAGUCGAGCAAGGUGACCAAACCUGCAAGCCCAGUCCUAGAACCAUUUGUAGCUCCAGUCACGAAUCUAACUCUAGUCCCAUUCACAGAGCCAGUCCCAGCUCCAUUCACAGAGCCAGAUCCAGCUCCAUUCACAGAGCCAGAUCCAGCUCCAUUCACAGAGCCAGAUCCAGCUCCAUUCACAGAGCCAGAUCCAGCUCCAUUCACAGAGCCAGAUCCAGUCCCAGUUCCAGUCCGGGCCCCAGUCAAAGCUCGAGCCAAAACCCCAGUCAAAGCAAAGGUCAAAGGCCCAGCCAAUCGUCGCUAUCUCUGCCUCAAGUGUGACUUCAGUACACGCACCUCACAGGCAUUGGCCAACCACGCCAAGACCCACAACAGAAAACCUACUGGUCUGCAGCGAGCCUCUCCAGGCUUUCAGCCAAAGCUCACUCCUAUGGAGCCUCCUGUGUCACCUGGAUCUGCCUCUGGCUUGACCUCAAUCUCUCUCACUUGUGAUCAGUGUGCCUUCCAGGCCUCCAGUCAAACUGUUCUAAAGGAGCACCAACACGUGGCUCACCCUGCGCAGACCUCCAUCUGUGGGGAAGUGCCUGAAGAGAUUAACCGUCCAGGGUCCAGAAUUGAUGCCUCCUCUCCACCAUGUUCUGAUAAGCUUUCUAAGCCUGUCUCUCCACCAGAGGGCCAAAGCCAGUCAAAGGCCAGUAAGUCUUCCUCUAGUUGGAUCUCUGCUAUGAAGGACAGUGACACACAGCCCCAACCAUCAAACACUGCUACAGCUCCCCAGCGUAGAGAGUUAGCCUUUAAGACCAUCGGGAACACGAGGGCAAAUAGGAGAGGGAAGGCGGGGACAGAACUCCUCCGGCCAAAUCCCAGACUGGACAGCGGUCCACCUGAGACUGAUGAUGCACAAAGACAGCGCCAGAGCCCUGACUUGGCAGCCGAUAUGAACCAAAAAGCGACUGAAUCACUUGUUGGAUCCAAACCGCUCACCAGGGCUCGAUCCCUCCGAGAUGACUCCUCUCUAAAACAACAGAGCCUCAUGGCCUCAAGCUCUACAGAAGGGAAGCCCGUGAAGGAAGAGGAAGAGGACGGGGAGACAAAGGUUGCUUUUGAAAAGAAGAGUAACAAGGUUUUUGCUGCUGAAAAUGACGAUGAUGAUGACAACGAUGAUCAUGACGAAGAAGAGGAAGAGGAGAAUAUCCGGCGUUUCCUAGAGGAGGGCAUAUCAGAUGAGGAUUAUGAGGAGAUUGAUGAGGAAACAGGGACCCUGAAGAGCGUGGAGAAGAAAUGCCCCUACUGCCCUGAUCGCUUCCACAACGGCAUCGGGCUGGCCAAUCAUGUGAGGGGCCACCUCAACCGAGUGGGCGUCAGCUACAACGUGCGCCACUUCAUAUCCCCUGAGGAGGUCAAUGCCAUUGAGAAGAAGUUCUCCUACCAGAAGAAGAAGAAAAAGGUUGCCAACUUUGACCCGGAUACGUUCAGUGUGAUGCGCUGUGAGUUCUGCAGUGCUGGCUUUGACACCCGGGCUGGCCUGUCCAGCCACGCCAGGGCGCACCUGCGGGACUUUGGGAUUACUAACUGGGAGGUGACUGUCUCGCCCAUCCAUAUCCUCCGGGAGCUCUUCUCCAGCCGCCCAGACCUGGUCCUCCCCACAGCCCCCCCACGCAGCCCAGCCUCAGACGAGGAGGAGGAAGACCUGGUCCUCCCCACAGCCCCCCCACGCAGCCCAGCCUCAGACGAGGAGGAGGACGAAGACCUGGAGACGGAGGAGGAAGAACCAGGGGGAGGGGAGGGGAGUGAAGAGGCAACAGGUGCAACAGUCUCCAACCUACUGCCAUCGUCGCCUUCUCAGCCUUGGGAGAAAGACCACAGCGUUGGUGAGCCUGAAGGCGGGGAGGAGGAAGAGCAGAUGCCAGCACUGGACAGCUUGACCUCCAGCCCAGGGAGGAAGGGUCUGUUUUCACUGGACCCAGAGAGCCCCUCCCCGAGGGAUGAAGCUGACAUCAAGGUGUCCAACCUGUUAAAGUGUGAGGUGUGCAGUGCCCCCUUCGAGACGAGGCGGGGCCUAUCUAGUCACGCCCGUUCCCACCUGCGCCAGCUGGGCAUCGGCAUGUCGGAGAGCAGCGGGGCACCCAUCGACCUCCUCUACCAGAUCACCAAGGAGCGUGGUCUGGAUGGGCACUUCCCCCCCUCCCCUCCCCCGCCCCCCCGUCGCCAAGAAGCCCCUUCCCGUCCUGCCAACCCCACGGAAAGAGGAGAGAUAUCGCCCCCAUCUCUUCUCUGCUGCCUGUGUCCUCCCCCCCUGCGCUGUCUGGACCAUAAGCCUGGAGGGGUGAAGAGCACCACCUCUAACCUCUCUGCCAAACCCUUCUGGGCUCCACAGGAGACUGAUGCCCCACUCAACCUCACAUUGGAGGUGGACCCCAACAAGGACAUAGUGUGCCAGCUGUGUGGCGCCUGGUUCGAGACACGGAAGGGCCUGUCCAGCCAUGCCCGAGCCCACCUGCGUCACUUUGGGGUGGAGUACUCAGAGUCCAAAGGUUCCCCCAUAGACCUCCUCAACCAGCUCAUUCACACUGAUGACUUCAAGCACAGAGCCAGCGCCCUGCAGCCUGAGGGGCCCCAAGGGCUCAGGGGCCUCACAGCCAGCCUCUCCUUCCCCAAACGCUCCCUCCUCACCACCUCCUCCACACCUCUCCUCUACAAGGUCACUACGAUGGGGGGCGGAUCUGGGUCCAAAACUACCUCUUCCUCAAUGUUUGGCCCGCCCUCCAAACGUCCCAAGUCCUCCAAAUUACAGGUCUUCCGUUUGAGUGGUGGGGAACUCACGGCCAUCCCCCACAGUGAACCAGUGAAGGAGAUCGGCUGUGAGUUCUGUGGGGAGUACUUUGAGAACCGUAAAGGUCUCUCCAGUCACGCGCGUUCCCACCUGCGCCAGAUGGGCAUCACAGAGUGGACAGUCAACGGUUCCCCCAUAGACACCCUGCGAGAGCUGAUCACACGUCGAGGUCUACCAUGCGCCCUGCCCCUCAAGCCCCUAAAAUCUCCCCCUCCAUCCCCCGGACCCCCUCGCUCCCCCUUGUCCUCCCCUGCCUCGCCCAGCCUCCUGAGUCGCCUCCCUUUUGCCUUCGCCCACCCACCCAGCCACCAGUCCACAGUGCGUAAGAUGGGCUCAGCUCCACCGGCCUCCCCUAGCCUGAUAGUCAAGCUGAAGCCUGAGCCUAUGCAGCUGGAAGUCACCAUGCCAGGAGCGGUGGGGGGAGCAGCGGGAUACUCCUCUGAGCCACUGAAUUGCAGUUGGAGCAGCUCCGACAAUAUGCUCCCUCUUAACUUGGUCACAGCCCAUGAAGUAGAGCCCACUCGGGACAUCCGCUGUGAGUUCUGUGGGGAGUACUUUGAGAACCGUAAAGGUCUCUCCAGCCACGCCCGUUCCCACCUGCGCCAGAUGGGCAUCACAGAGUGGACAGUCAACGGCUCCCCCAUAGACACCCUGAGAGAACUCAUGCACAAGAAUGGGGGCACCUCGUCCCCAGCCCCGGGGCUGAAGAAGGAGACCAGCCAGGGGUCCAGCCCCACCUGGGAAGGCCUGGUGGGGGGCCUGGGUUACCAGUCGCCCAAGUUCUCCCGCAAAUCCCCCCUCAACCUGCUGCACUCUGGCUCCCGGCUUCAUAAGCACGGCCUGGGGGCGGUGGGCCUCUCUUCCACCCCUCCCGCUGGGAAGUUUUUUGCGGUGUCCUUGCUGGGUAAAAGACCCAUGUCGGAGGAGGGCCGUCCAGUUGAGAGGUCACCAUCCCACCCACAGUCCUUUUCGCCCCUGCCACAUGACCUCUCCAUCAAAGGGAAGUCCUCUCCAGACAAGAAUGCCGGAGGGCACCUGGAUGCCAGCUGUGAGCUGUGUGGGUUCUACUUUGAGAACCGCAAGGCGCUGGCUAGCCACGCGCGGGCCCACCUGCGGCAGUUUGGCGUGACAGAGUGGUGUGUGAACGGUUCGCCCAUCGAGACGCUGAGUGCCUGGAUGCGCAGCCGGCCCCACAGGGUGGUGGAGAUGCACCGCAGCUACAUGCAGGGCUCCAACCGCUCCACCUCCAAGAAGAAAAGCAGCUCGUCUCUCUCCCCAUCGUCCGACUCUGACCUCCUCCCCCCCAUGCCCUCCCAGAAGCAUUCCUCCUCCUCCCAGUGGGCGGCUCUGGGGCUGGCCCAGGCCAGACGGGUAGGCCGGGAGCUCACCCUGGCAUCACCCCGGGCAGCAGAGGGUGAUGCAGGUCUCACUCCCCCCUCCCGACCCAGCCACAGCAGCCACAGUCCCAGCCCCGCCCGACUUUCCAACACCCUUCCUCCCCACACACAGGUGGCCCGCAGCGAGCUCAACGUGCGCCUGCCCAGAGGCUUUGAGCGGCGACCUCUUAAACACCCCUCCCACUCAGAGGGAGGAGAGAGGGACAGUGGCACCCCCAAGCCCCCUCGCACCGGCACCAUUCCUGCCCUGGUGCCCAAACCCACUUCCACCCCCCUGGUAAAAGUGGUGGGAAAGAUCUACUCCCUCAGGUGCCGGUUCUGUGAGGUGGAGUUCCAGGGUCCUCUCUCUGUGCAGGAGGACUGGAUCCGCCACCUCCAGCAGCACAUCCUCAACCUCAACUACAACAAGCCUGCUCCCUCUACCACAGAUCCCCCAGCCCAAGACCACAACCCAACCCCAACCUCAACCUCAGUCCCAGCCACUACCUCCAGCUUCACCACAACUCCUGCCCCCACCUCAACCUCAACCUCACCCACCAUCCACACCCACACCACAGCUCCUAAUGUUCCCCCUCCUUGCAGCCCCUCUCCUCCCCCAAUGGCUGAGUCUGCUCCAAUUGUCACUGCCACUCCAAUGGCAACAGCCUCAGCAGAGUCCACCCUCACCCCGAUCCUGAUCCCCACCCUGUCCUUGUAACCCCCAGUUCCAUAACAAUCCACACAUUCUUCUAACCAUCUUGUUCUGCCACGUCUUUGCCAUGCCUUGUUUCCAUCCACUUGUUCCUUCGGCCUCAACACUGGGGACCUGUUGUUGAAGUGUUUAAAGAGAAGCUUUCCCCCAACGAGCUCUCUCAACCCCCAGCCUCUCCUAGGAAGCUCUGCAGAUGGUUACAAAGCCCCAUUGCCAUGGGAACCCAAGCUCUCCUGACCAAAGUGGGUGAUUGCAACUGUCUAGGGCUUCGCGGUCUGCUGUUUCUUCUUUGUUUGGACUUGUUUGAGCUGAAUGUUCAGUUUGUAACGUGGACAGUUACACUUCCUGCCGCUCAGUGGUUAACCGAGAGGUUAACUUAAAACCAUAUUGAACUUUGACCUAUCUCCCUGCUCUAAACAGUGCUUUACAAAGACCUGAUAGGCUCCGCCCAUUUAUAUUUGAAGCACUUAAGAGGAGCACACUCAUGGCUCCUGCUUUACUUCCCUCAGCAACAUUUUAAAAGGAGUUUAAAUCAUGUUUUUGUAUUCAUGCUUAGUCUAUGGUACAGACUUAAAAAAGCCAAUUUACACGUUAUUUUGAUAAGACAAUUUUAACGUAGACAAUGUCACCUAGCACUUAACUAAAUGCCUCAUUGAUCAGGGCAGUGAUGAUGAGGAAAAGGCCCCUUUGAGAGAAAAGGAAGGACCCUGUAGAGGAAGCAGCACCUUGAAGGGAUGUCCCAUUCACCUUAGUGUUAGGCUGACAGGUGCAGUCACACAGUAACUUAAUGUUUUCUGAAUGUAGUUAAAGGGAUAGUUCACCCAAAUUACAUAUUGGUUUCCUGACCCUGUAAGCAGUCUAUGGACAAGGUAUCACAACAAUCCAUGCUGUGGUUUAGUUUCAUUGGCACCCUUUCCAAAUUUUGUGGCACAAAUCCAAUUUAAGUAAUGGCUAUAUGAUAUUAGCAUUUUUCUAACAUGUCCAAAUCAUUCGGAAAAUGUCUAAAAGCACAACAAAGUCACUUAUAUAUAAAUGCUGAUAUCGGUCCCAUGGGAUUUGUGCCACAAAUGCUAAAACGUUAGCAUUUGAAAACAGUGCCAGGGAAACGAAACCAGGAUUGCUGUCAUACCUUAUCUAUAGACUGUUUACAGGGUAAGGAAACCAAUGUGUAAUUUGGGUGAACUAUCCCCUUUAAUGCACUUAUUAUUUGAGAUGACUGUGCCAUAUUAAAUUAGGCUGGUCAUUAUGUUAUUCCAUAGUUUGAUGUCCCCAACACUGUUUAGCUAACGGCAUUUAAGCUCUUGAUGAAACUCCUCUAUUCUUUAGAUGAAAGGGUCCAUAGAAGGAUUGACGGUCACUAUUUCAAGUUUCAAUGCGGACACACAAUGUUGCCAUUUCUUUCUUGCCUUGUCAAUGAAACCCAAAACCAUGGUUGUUAUUUAUUAUACAUUUGAAUGUGGUGAACUAGGUUGUUUUUUUAGGCUCAAUUAGAACAUUGGAAUGUUUGAAAUUAGGCCAGUGACACUUUUAUCUAAGUGCAUAAGCUAUGUGUGUUUGUUUGUUUGUGUGUGUGUAUUUUUUGCACAAGAGGUGCAUGUGUAUGUCUUUCAAUGACUUUUAAAUGCUAGACAGAGGUCGACAGUAGCUAACACACAGGACCUCUCCGUAGCUAAAAUCGAGCUAAUCAUGGGAUCUGGUCUAUUUUUCAGUCUGAUCAGGACUUGACUGCAUCUGCCAUUCUCCUAAGGAUGUGCCAAAGAGUGUGUUUACUCCCUGGUCUCGCCUCUGUAAGCUGUUUACAUGGGACCUGUUCAUAGGGAGGAGCUCUGCACAGCUACGGAGCAACCAAGGCUCCUCAUUGGACGAGGGACAUGUAUCGGUGUACAUCUGGAUCCAGUGUCUCCCAGUAUGUGAACCACAGAGUUGACUGACUGUUGCAGUGACAUACAUAAGCGGCCUUGGCUUCAUGGAACUGUUACACUACUGCAUUAUUGCACCCAGUACACGGACGCCCACAGAGGUUGCUAUCUGUCAGAGCUCUGUGAAGUAUUGGUGCCCUUAACUCCAGACGCAUUACGUAUGGCCUCUGGUGGAACAGCUUCUAAAUUGGGGCGACGCUGUCGCUCCAGCGUGUCUUCACAUUGCUUCAGGUAAGUGUUUAUAUUUCCUGCAAAGUAAAGCAAUAACUGAAGAGUCCAUACAGAAAUUAACUUUUCAAGUUUGUUCAAGCAUUAAACUAUGUUGAAAACAUGACUGUUUGACCCUAACAAUCCCCCAUACCUUUUAUGGAAUAUAGAUACGUAUAUAUAACUACAUGUACUUAUGAAACUGUUGAUGCUAUUAGAGCUAUUAACAGUUCUAUUAACAGCUAGUUACAAAACAAAUGGAUCUUGAUUCCUUUUAUCGUGAUUUAGUUUCAACCUUCUAUGACAUGUCUUUUUAUUGCUCUGUGCAUUUGUGUAUUUGCAGUCCAGGAGGUGAAACCUUGAUGAGUAUUUUUUAUUUUCUUUGUUAGCUAGUUUCUCCAAGCUGAACAUUGGUGCUCAUGAGAAUGGGAUGGUGAGGAUGGGGAGUGACUGAAGACAGGAGAAAAUGAGUGAUUGUUGUGUCCUAAGAUCAGAGGACUCUAAAUACUUCAGUCUUUAAAGGGGACCACUUUUGCACGUUCAGAUUUUCCUCCACCAGUGAGUGUUCACAUCGUGAUAGGGUUAGCCUCUGGCAGGUUUGUGACUGUGUUACCGUGUAAGAUGAGUUUCCGCUGGUGUUACAACUAAGUCCCCUUUAAGAUUGCCUGUGUGUACCCCUCAGCUGGUAUGACUGGCUGCAGAGGGUUGGUGUGUGUGUGAAUGAGUGUGUGGAGAGCUAAGACCAUGAUCUGAUGAUGAUAAUAAAACAUAUUGAAGAAUUGUACUGUACACAAAGGGUUGAGGUUCAUGUGAAUCAGCUCCUGAACAAACAUUAAAUGUGAUUUGAAACUCA